AUGAAAGAAGAAGAUCAAUACAAAACUGCUUUCGUUACACCAUCAGGAAACUUCGAAUAUAAAGUCAUGCCGUUUGGUCUAGUAAAUGCACCCAGUACAUUUGCUCGUUAUAUGGCUGACCUAUUUCGUGGUAAACCCAAUAUUUGCGUAUAUCUAGAUGAUAAUUUAAUAUUUUCCGAUUCCCUAGAGGAACAUUGGAAACAUCUGGAUGAUGUACUCAGUAUAUUAGCCAAAGAACACCUAUUUGUGAAGAGGAAGAAAUUCCAAUUCACCCAAACACCCGUAGAAUUCCUAGGAUAUAACAUCUCAGAUAAUGCCAUUCGUCCAAUACAGGCCAAAUGCCAGGCAAUCGGAUCUUAUCCGCAGCCAUCCUCCAUCCCUAAGACACAACGUUUUGUAGGCCUCGUUAAUUAUUAUCGCCGCUUUAUUGAACAUUGUGCCGACAUUGCUAAACCCCUAUACGACUACAUUAUCAAGAAAACAAAAUGGUCAACCGAACAGACCCAAGCAUUCAAAAACCUACAAGCCGCCCUGUCUUCUAAACCAGUUAUUGCCACGUUGAAACCCGAUGGUCAAUACCGCCUCACUACAGAUGCUUCGAAGAGCGCCGUUGGUGCAGUCUUAGAAGAAAUUGAUGAUAAAGACCACACCCUUGGUGUUGUCGGAUACUUUUCGAAAAUACUGGAUAAAACUCAGAGCCACUACCCAGCAGGAGAACUAGAGCUACUCGGUAUCAAAUUGGCUCUUGGACACUUUCGCUAUCUACUUCACGGACGUCACUUUGUAUUACGAACCGAUCACAUCUGCCUUUUAGCUAUUGCUAACAAGGAGAAACCAUCAGACAAAAUUAAAGGAUAG
Molecule: messenger RNA, 858 nt
Organism: Henningerozyma blattae CBS 6284
Lineage: Eukaryota; Fungi; Ascomycota; Saccharomycetes; Saccharomycetales; Saccharomycetaceae
Product: reverse transcriptase family protein
Exons: 1
Coding region: 1-858 (285 amino acids)
Source: RefSeq, a predicted model, not a curated record